Cladocopium goreaui is the source of this 634-nucleotide messenger RNA. The record is from the annotation of a GenBank genome assembly. Lineage: Eukaryota; Dinophyceae; Suessiales; Symbiodiniaceae.
GUCAAUUCAAAAGAACAAGAUCUUGCGAAACGUUGUCACUGCAGCGCGACGCUGCUCCGCACACACGGUGGUGCAAGCCAGUGAGGACUUGCAACUGCGCCUUUGGGAUAGCCGUAGCUCGCUGGGCAAAGGACCAGUGAUGGCUGUACGCGCAGGUCCCAACCAACUGAUCUGCCUGGACGUGCCACAGGCGGACGCGGAGAACGGCGGUGCCAGCUGGCUGGCCUGUGGCUCCAAAGGCUUCAGCCGCGAGAACUGCGAGGUGAAGGUCUUCGACCUCCGAGGUUCUUUGCGGCAGCAGGCAGCCCUCGCCUGCGCGGAUCAGACCAUCGAGGCCCUACAAUGCCUGGGCCGUGACCAGUGUUUGAUUGCCAGUAAGGACGUCCAUUUGCGGGCCAUCGCCUUACCCCAGCCCGAGGUUCUGUGGGAACGCCGCGGAAGCCAUGCGGGCUACACGGCGUUAGGCCUGGCCUCGUCGCGUUGCCUUGCUGCCUCGGUCAGUGCAGACAGGGUGGCCCUAGAGCUGCUGGCCGUGGGAGAAGAAGCCAAGUUGUUAGCCUCCAGCGGGUGACAAAAUGCCAGCCGAUCUCAUUAGGAGAAGCGACAAAUCCUCCGGUGAUUCAUAAUGGUGUUU